Messenger RNA from Sinocyclocheilus grahami, 1242 nucleotides. It is a transcript of the gene selenot1b, whose product is annotated as selenoprotein T, 1b. Gene Ontology annotation, biological process: cell redox homeostasis. Gene Ontology annotation, cellular component: endoplasmic reticulum membrane. The record is from RefSeq and is a predicted model, not a curated record. Lineage: Eukaryota; Metazoa; Chordata; Actinopteri; Cypriniformes; Cyprinidae. Gene Ontology annotation, molecular function: thioredoxin-disulfide reductase (NADPH) activity. The transcript is spliced from 6 exons.
UCAGACAGGCGAUAGGAGCUUUUAUUUUGACAUGCUGUAUAUCGUCCUUGAAUUUCUGGGUAGAGUUAGAGCAGGGCUUCCGCGAGCGGACUGUGCGGGAUGGAAACGCGGUGUUUAUGUCUUUUACUGGUCUGUGUGCUGUCACUGAAUCACGCCACAGCCGACAAUGGCAGCGUUAAAAAGAUGAAAAUGCAAUAUACAGGAAUGCCACUGCUGAAGUUUCAGAUUUGUGUAUCCUGAGGGUACAGGCGGGUGUUUGAAGAGUACUCUCGGGUUCUCACCCAGAGGUACCCAGACAUCCGCAUCGAGGGAGAAAACUUCCUGCCACAGCCUAUAUACAGGCACACCGCUUCGUUCCUCUCGGUCUUCAAACUUGCAUUGAUUGGUUUAAUUAUCUUGGGAAAAGACCCUUUUACAUUUUUCCACAUGGAGACUCCAGGAAUCUGGCGUUGGGCACAAGAGAAUAAGAUAUAUGCCUGCAUGAUGGUGUUCUUCCUCAGCAACAUGAUUGAAAACCAGUGUAUGUCCACUGGUGCCUUUGAAAUCACACUUAAUGAUGUGCCUGUAUGGUCAAAGCUGCAGUCGGGCCACCUGCCCUCCAUGCAGCAGCUGGUGCAGAUUCUGGAGAAUGAGAUGAAGCUGAGUGCACACAUGGACUCUCUUCCACACAGACGGGCGUAGAGAUGUAUUAAAUAAACCGACUGGCUGUGGCUUGUGUGUGAUGCGAGGCGUUGGUGUGUGAGAUGGCAUUAAUGAAGGUUUGCACCGAACGCAGUGUGUCUGCUGGUGUAGACUGGAUGUCCAGCCCUCUCUCACUGCUCCAUGGGUCUCUCUAUAUCCACAGCCCUACAGUCCUCGGCUAAUAAUUAUGGAGGAAAUGGAAGGUUUCAUCUGCAGAUAUUCUGCUGUCAUCCACCAAUAAAAACACAUGCUGUUAAGUGGGUCAAGUUGGUGUUAAAUACAGUGUUUCCCUGUUUUGGGGUGCAUGCAGUAGACUGCUGUAUUAAUGAAUGAAAUCAGUUUUCAGAUUUGGAUUUUCAAACUCUUUGUAAUAUCUGCGGAACUACAGUUCUGUUGUUGAUUUUUCUCUCUCUCUCUCUCUCUCUACCCUUUCAUCUUUCUUCAUGUGAUCUUGUGCCAAUUUAUUAAUUCCACUGAUGUUUAUGCACAUUUUCAAUGGAUGUUUUAGACAACGGUAUUCGUUAGAAAUGUAUAACUAAAUAUGUACUUGUACUUUGAUUU